Sciurus carolinensis (gray squirrel) is the source of this 1829-nucleotide messenger RNA. It is a transcript of the gene Fgfrl1, whose product is annotated as fibroblast growth factor receptor like 1. The coding region runs from base 27 to 1694 and encodes 555 amino acids. The record is from RefSeq and is a predicted model, not a curated record. Lineage: Eukaryota; Metazoa; Chordata; Mammalia; Rodentia; Sciuridae. Gene Ontology annotation, cellular component: plasma membrane. Gene Ontology annotation, molecular function: fibroblast growth factor receptor activity; fibroblast growth factor binding. The transcript is spliced from 7 exons.
ACGGCAGGGAAGCCUUCAGGGGGACUAUGGGACCAUACCUGCCCUCGCUUCUCUCCGCCGCACUUCCUCCGCCUGGAGCUCGGGCGCGGAGGGGGGCCAGACCCCGACCCCGUGGCUCUACUGGGUCUCGCGGCCCUGGGCCCUGCGCCGGUGACCGCGCCCCCACCCUAGUCGCGACCUGCGAGAUGUUGCUGAGCCCCGUGCUGCUGCUGCUGCUGCUGCUGCCGCCGCCGCUGCUGCUGCUGGGGGCCCUCCCGCCGGCGGCUGCCGCUCGAGGCCCUCCGAGAAUGGCAGACAAGGUAGUCCCGCGGCAGGUGGCCCGACUGGGCCGCACUGUGCGGCUGCUGUGCCCAGUAGAGGGGGACCCACCACCGCUGACCAUGUGGACCAAGGACGGCCGCACGAUCCACAGCGGCUGGAGCCGCUUCCGGGUGCUGCCCCAGGGGCUGAAGGUGAAGGAGGUGGAGGCGGAGGAUGCGGGCGUGUACGUGUGCAAGGCCACCAAUGGCUUCGGCAGCCUCAGCGUCAACUACACUCUCGUGGUGAUGGACGACGUCAGCCCAGGGAGGGAGAGCCCAGGGCCCAGCGGCUCCUCGGGGGGCCAGGAGGACCCUGCCAGCCAGCAGUGGGCACGGCCCCGUUUCACCCAGCCCUCCAAGAUGCGGCGCCGGGUGAUCGCACGGCCCGUGGGCAGCUCUGUGCGGCUCAAGUGUGUGGCCAGCGGGCACCCCCGGCCUGACAUCAUGUGGAUGAAGGAUGACCAGGCUCUGACGCGGCCGGAGGCCAGUGAGCACAGGAAGAAGAAGUGGACCCUGAGUUUGAAGAACCUGCGUCCUGAGGACAGCGGCAAGUACACCUGCCGAGUGUCCAACCGGGCGGGCGCCAUCAACGCCACCUACAAAGUGGACGUCAUCCAGCGGACCCGCUCCAAGCCGGUGCUGACGGGCUCGCACCCCGUGAACACGACCGUGGACUUCGGGGGCUCCACCUCCUUCCAGUGCAAGGUGCGCAGUGACGUGCGGCCCGUGAUCCAGUGGCUGAAGCGGGUGGAGUACGGCGCCGAGGGCCGCCACAACUCCACCAUCGACGUGGGCGGCCAGAAGUUCGUGGUGCUGCCCACGGGCGACGUGUGGUCGCGGCCCGACGGCUCCUACCUCAACAAGCUGCUCAUCGCGCGCGCCCGCCAGGACGACGCGGGCAUGUACAUCUGCCUGGGCGCCAACACCAUGGGCUACAGCUUCCGCAGCGCCUUCCUCACGGUGCUGCCAGACCCCAAGCCGCCGGGGCCGCCCGUGGCCCCCUCGUCCUCGACCUCGGGCCUGCCGUGGCCCGUGGUCAUCGGCAUCCCGGCCGGCGCCGUCUUCAUCCUGGGCACCGUGCUGCUGUGGCUCUGCCAGGCCAAGAAGAAGCCCUGUGCUCCUGUGUCUGCACCCCCGGUGCCCAGCCACCGUCCCCCCGGGGCACCCCGGGACCGCGGCAGUGGUGACAAGGACGCGCCUGCCCUGGCCGCGGGGCUGUGCGCGGAGCAUGGGUCCCCGGGCGCCCCCCCACACCUGCUGGGCCCGGGAGCGGCUGCCGGCCCCACGCUGUACUCCAGGCUCUACACGGACGUGCACACGCACACGCACUCGCACACGCACGCCCACGUGGAGGGGAAGGUCCACCAGCACCAGCACGUCCACUACCAGUGCUAGACGGCUGCCAGCUUGCGUGUGUCCACGGCGGGCAGGGAGGCUGGGAGGGACAGCUCGGCCUGGGGAGAGAGGCCGCACCCGGUCCCUGUGCGAGGCACACGUGCUGGCUGUGCACAGAGACACGCUGGCGAUGGA